This is a messenger RNA of Debaryomyces hansenii CBS767, 387 nucleotides long. Its product is annotated as DEHA2F22814p. The transcript has a single exon. Bases 1 to 387 code for a protein of 128 amino acids. The record is from RefSeq and is a predicted model, not a curated record. NCBI's taxonomy places the organism in Eukaryota, Fungi, Ascomycota, Pichiomycetes, Serinales, Debaryomycetaceae.
AUGGUGAUGACAAUCAAUACAACUAAAAUAGAGAGAUUGGUUUCAUCUAUAGAAAAAAUAAGUAGAAUAUUACAGAAAAGAAAUGGAGUGGUAUCUGGAGUGUUCUUCACCGACUUCUCGGAAUGUUUACAGACUUUAGAGCUAAGUUUCGGAACACAUCUGGUAUCAACACUAGAAUGUGCAGUAGACGGUUUAUUUGAAAACGUUUGUAUGGAAAUUCGUCGAAAGAAGUCUAAGAUGACAGAUCAAAAUUUGAUGUACGUCUUGGUAUUGUUAAUUAUUCAUAAAACUGCCAAGGCAUUCGCUCCUAGAACCAUAAAGCAUUGGACAAUAGUUCAUGUAUGUAUGAUUUAUUUAAAAAGCGCCAGAAAAAUACUAAUAUUAUAG